Molecule: messenger RNA, 1632 nt
Organism: Caenorhabditis remanei
Lineage: Eukaryota; Metazoa; Nematoda; Chromadorea; Rhabditida; Rhabditidae
Exons: 8
Coding region: 1-1632 (543 amino acids)
Source: RefSeq, a predicted model, not a curated record
AUGGGUGGUUUUUUGUCUCAUCUCACCCCUGAAAGAAACUCUGAAAUUCUCGACGCAACCUGCGGUCCCAUCCGUGGAAAUGUAUAUAAACAUGGCGAGAAACUAGUAGAUGGAUAUCUGGGAAUACCAUUUGCUGAGCCACCAGGAAGAUUCGAGAAACCAAUUGAAGCAAAGGUUUGGACAGAAGUCAAAGAAUGUACAGUAUAUGGACCUGGAUGCCCUCAAAGUGGAGUUUUCGAUCAGAUGAAAGAUCAAUUGGGACUGAAAUUCAAUGAACAAAACUGCCUGUCUCUGAAUAUUUUUGCACCAAGGAGGAAGUCGAACGAGUUCCCAAGAGGUCUGCCAGUAAUGAUGAAUAUAUUUGGUGGUGCAUUUGAAAUGGGUACUUCUGCUGCUUAUGAUGAUUACUCGAUUUCUGGAACUCUUCCUCUCAGAGAUGUCAUUGUUGUGACUGUUAAUUAUAGAGUCGGAGCUCUUGGAUUUUUCACAACAGGAGAUGAAAUAUGCCGUGGGAACUUUGCUCUCUGGGAUCAAACUCUUGCUCUCAAAUGGAUUCAAAAACAUAUUAAAUCUUUUGGAGGAGAUCCGAGUAAUGUGACAGUUUUUGGAUGUAGUGCUGGGGGAGUUUGUGCUGAUUUAUUGACACUGAGUACUCAUUCACAAGGGUUAUUCCAAAAGUGUGUAGCUAUGUCUGGAACUGCUGAUUGUGAGAUGGCAUGCAGAUCAAGCAAGAAUCAAGCUCUUAUUUUCAGAGAGUUUGCUGUGGCAAAUGGAUGUAAAGAAACAGACUCUUCGAGUAUUCUGAAAUGGUAUACGGAGCAAAGUAUGGAAGUUUUGAAUAAACUAAGCUCAUUCAAAUUCUCGAGAUCAGGGUUCAUGUCGUGUGCACCAAAUCUCGAUGGUGAUUUCUUCACCAAGCCAUUAGAGAAAUUGAAAGAAGAAGCUCCCAAGAAGAGUUUUAUAUUCGGAAGGACUGAAUUCGAAGGACUCAUAAUGGCUAUUCCCGAUCCUGUUUAUUCUCGAAUUGGAGACAGCAUUCCUUCUGCACUUAAGAAGCUUUACAAAUCAGAUGUGGUUGAAAAGCCAGAAGACGUUGCCAAGUUUUUGAUCGAAUCUUAUCUCGGAGGAAUUGACGAAUCAAAUGAUUCAGUUGCUAAGAAAAUGUUUAUUGAAUUCCUCGGAGACGCAGUGUACAACGCUGGUAUCCUGAACUCCGUGGAAUCAGCAGCAGAAUCUGGAAACAACGUCUUCUUAUAUUCAUUCGAUUUCUGCAAUCCAGACGGUUACGGUCCUCUGGGUGAUCUUUUAGAUUUCAAAGCAUCGACACAUGGGAAUGAUUUCCGAUAUGUGCUUGGAGAUGGUGGAUAUGAGAAGUUCAUCCCAUCAGAACAAGAAGUCGAAGUAAUGAAAUUUAUGGGAAGAAUUUUCUCGAAUUUUGCAAAAUAUGGAGAUCCAAACAAUGCAGAAAUGAGUCUGAAAUGGGAGAAGUACAGUUUGAAAUCACCUGGAAGCUAUUUCAAGAUUGACCAUCCGGCAUGUCAGAUGAAGGACGACUUUUUGAAGGAGCGACUCGGGAAGCUGAGACAAAUUAAAAGAAACAAGAUUGUAAUCGAUUUUGAAUUUAGUGAAUGA